Messenger RNA from Spodoptera littoralis (African cotton leafworm), 1407 nucleotides. Lineage: Eukaryota; Metazoa; Arthropoda; Insecta; Lepidoptera; Noctuidae. The record is from the annotation of a GenBank genome assembly.
AUGACUUCUUCACAAUCUAAGGGACAUACAAGAGUGCAAUGGGCGAUUACAAUAUUGUGCAACUUGACGGUAUUCACAUAUGGUCUCCAGUGCGGUUGGAUGUCACCUGCCACAGUGCUGCUGCAGUCACCAGACUCCCCCACUGGCAGGCCACUGUCCGCCAGUGAAGUGUCAUGGGUCGCCAGCUCAGCGUCCCUGGCAGGAGUGCUCGGUGCCUUCGUAUUUAUCAAAACUGUUGAUCGAUUUGGCAGGAAAAUGGGGAUCUUGGUUAUGAGUGUUCUACAAACGUUGGUCUGGGUAAUGAAGUUAGUGCCUGCCAGUACCACGACCCUGAUCACCGCCCGAGUGUUUAGCGGUAUGGCAGGAGCUGGCUGCUUCCACGUAGUACCCAUGUAUGUAAAAGAGAUUGCCCAGGACAGCAUCAGAGGCUCACUGUCAUCUGUCGCUGCCCUAGCUCAAAGUAUAGGAAUUCUGAUCAUGUUUCUAAUGGGAGGGUUUCUAGACUAUUACACGGUGUUAUGGAUUGUGGUCGGUCUCCCGAUAAUAACGCUCGCAAUGUGCCUUAAGGCUCCGGAAUCACCUUCCUACUUAAUAAAAGUGGGAAACACUGAGGAAGCUACGCGAGUUCUUGCAUUCUUAAGAGGUCUCGAUGUUGAAGAUAAAGAAAUACAGAAUGAGGUCGAAACUCUCAAGCGGGAAGAUGAAUAUUAUAAGUCCAUACCUAAUAUUUCAAUGGCUACAGUUUUUAAAACUAAACCCUGGCGGAAGGCAUUUAUCAUCAUGAUCUUGGUGAUCCUGGUCCAUGCUUCUAAUGGAAGUUUCUCUGUGCUCAACUACACUGCGACCCUACUGCAGGACUCGGGCAUGAAUAUCAGUCCGGAACUACAGUCACUCAGCAUUCCUAUAUUUAUGACACUAGGAUCCAUCAUCACAAUAACUACUAUAGACAAGCUGGGCAGAAAGUUGAUCUUGGGAUCAUCUUUUGCCGCCACAGCAGUCGCUUUCGCAUGCAUGGCCAUCUCCUCAGUGCUGAAGAUAUACGGAUGGAUGGCUCCUGCCUGGAUCAAUGUGACCAUGAUGAUGGUGCUGAUAUGCUGCUACGGUGGUGGCGUCUGUCCCCUGCCCUUUAUUAUCAUGGCUGAGAUAUUUAAUUUCCAAAUCCGUGCCAAGCUGAUGGGUUACCUUGUGAUGCUGGCGUGGUUCACCAGUUUCAUUCAGCUGGUUGUGUUCAGUGAGCUGACGAGCAGGUUCGGAGCACACGUCAGCUUCUACAUGUUUGUUGUCAUAAACGUGCUGGCGACUGCUCUGGUACUCCUCUUCUUACCGGAGACCAAGGGAAAAAGCAUCGAAGAACUGGAGAAGGAACUAACAGAAGGGCGUAGAAAAAAGUGCGUCACCAUGUCGUAG